This is a messenger RNA of Cololabis saira (Pacific saury), 2864 nucleotides long. RefSeq names its product zinc finger protein 436-like. The transcript is spliced from 4 exons. Gene Ontology annotation, biological process: regulation of transcription by RNA polymerase II. The record is from RefSeq and is a predicted model, not a curated record. Gene Ontology annotation, molecular function: DNA-binding transcription factor activity; RNA polymerase II cis-regulatory region sequence-specific DNA binding. The coding region runs from base 78 to 2486 and encodes 802 amino acids. Lineage: Eukaryota; Metazoa; Chordata; Actinopteri; Beloniformes; Belonidae.
GCGAACACGGAACACGUGAGCAGAGAUUCCUUGUAGGAGGACGGUUCUGUUGUUUACUUUCUUUUUUCUCUUCAACAAUGUCUAAAGUUUAUCAUCUGACAAAGUUUAUCGGACUGUUGGACCUCCCCUGGAAGCCUGAAAUCAGACUAAACAGAAUCGACCUCCCAGGAGAAAAUGUUUGUAAGGUGGAGGAGGACGGGGUUUUCAGUGACCAGCACCUCGAUAACCUGGAGAGGAGCUGCAGCCCGGACCAGGAGGAACCAGGGAAUCCACAGACUACAGAACUGGAGGAAGACUCCAGCGUUCAGGAGAUGAACCAGGAGGACGUAGAGGUGGAUGUCUCAUUGGUCAAUCUUGCUGAUGAGAUAUUUGAAAAUGGUGAACCAGGACUAAACUGUGGCCAGCUGCUGUUUCACACUUCUCCUGAAUCUCAAAACGAAGAGGAAGGAACAGAAAGUUUACGCUCAGACUCCAGUAAAACUGCAGAUCUGGAGCCAAUGAGACGACACAGUGACCACGAAGACGCUGCUGUCCCGUCAGACAGCAACUGUAAAUCAGAGCUGACCAGGACGCACACGGGGAAGAAGGCGUUUUCUUGCAGCACUUGCAGGAAAGAGUUCAGUAGAAAGGGUAAUUUAGAGGAUCACAUGAAGAUCCACACUGGCGAAAGGCCGUACCUGUGCAACACCUGCGGAAAAUCGUUUACACAAUCAUCAGCAUUGAAGAGGCACGAAUUGAUCCACACAGGCGAGAAGCCCUAUGUCUGCACAACAUGUGUAAAAAGUUUCAGAGAACGUUCCACCCUGCUGGUUCACUCGAGGACCCACACUGGCGAAAGGCCGUACCUGUGCAACACCUGCGGCAAAACCUUUACUGAAUUAACAACUCUUAAACGACACAUAACCACCCACACGGGCGAGAAGCCCUACAUCUGCAAAAUAUGUGGAAAAGGUUUCAGAGAACCUUCCACCCGGGUGGCUCACUCAAGGACCCACACGGGCGAAAGGCCGUACCAGUGCAACACCUGCAACAAAAACUUUACUCGAUUAUCAGCUCUUAAACUGCACAUAACCACGCACACGGGCGAAAAGCGGUAUUCGUGCCAGACUAAAGUUAAUCACCUGAGAGAGUUUAUCGGUCAGCGACUAACAGCAGCUGCUGUAGAAAUAUUCUCAGUGUUUGAAAAAACCGUCUUGGAGUAUGAAGAAGAGCUGGACCGUCAGCGCAGACUGUUGGACCUCGCCUGGAAACCUGAAAUCAGACUAAACAGAAUCGACCUCCCACAAGAAAAUGUUUGUAAGGUGGAGGAGGACGGGGUUUUCAGUGACCAGCACCUCGAUAACCUGGAGAGGAGCUGCAGCCCGGACCAGGAGGAAUCAGGGAAUCCACAGACUAUAAAACUGGAGGAAGACUCCAGCGUUCAGGAGAUGAAGCAGGAGGACGUAGAGGUGGAUGUCUCAUUGGUCAAUCUCGUCGAUGUGAAAGUUGAAAAUGGUGAAGCCGGACCAAACUGUGACCAGCUGCUGUUGCAUUCUUCUCUUGAAGCUGAAAACAAAGAUGAGGAAGGAACUGAAAGUUUACGCUCAGACUCCAGUAAAACUGCAGAUCUGGAGUCAAUGAGACGACACGGUGACCACGAAGACACUGCUGUCCCGUCAGACAGCAACUGUAAAUCAAAGUUGACCAGACAUUUCAUGACCUACACAGAGAAGAAGGCAUUUUCUUGCAGCAUUUGCAGGAAAGAGUUUAGUAAAAGUAGUAUUUUAGUGUAUCACAUGAGGAUCCACACUGGCGAAAGGCAAUACCUGUGCAACACCUGCGGAAAAUCAUUUAAACAACCAUCAACGCUCAAGAAACAUAAAAUGAUCCACACGGGCGAGAAGCCCUACGUCUGCACAACAUGUGGAAAAAGUUACAGGCAUUGUUCCGGCCUGCUGGUUCACUCGAGGACCCACACCGGCGAAAGGCCGUACCUGUGCAACACCUGUGGCAAAACCUUUACUAAUUUAACGGAUCUUAACCGCCACAUAACCACACACACGGGCGAGAAGCCAUAUUUGUGCAAAACAUGUGGAAAAGGUUACAGCCAUCGUUCCAACCUGGUGAUUCACUCGAGGACCCACACUGGCGAAAGGCCGUACCUGUGCAACACCUGUGGCAAAACCUUUACUCAUUUAUCAAAUUUUAAACGCCACAUAACCAUGCACACAGGCGAGAAGGUCUUUGUUUGCAAAACGUGUGGGAAAAGUUACAGGCAACGUUCUGACCUGCUGGUUCACUCGAGGACCCACAGCAGUGCAAGGUCGUACCUGUGCAACAUCUGUGGCAAAACCUUUAAUAAAUCAUCAAAUCUUAAAAGCCACAUAACCACGCACACGGGCGAGAAGCCGUAUUUGUGCAAGACAUGCAACAAAGGUUUUACACGUAGAAAUAAUUUGUUGAGUCACAUGAAAAUUCACCCGGAGGAGAAGUCUGGUGACUCGUGACAAAUGAAGCUCAUGUUGUCCUCCGGGGGCAGCUGUCCACUCCUGUCUGACCCACAGAAGAAGAGACGAAGAAGUCCAACCACCAACUCCUGUGGCUGAUGAGCCUAAAGCUUGAGUUAUGGUUCUGCGUCAAAAUGAUGCUGUGUCUACGGCGUGUGGUACGCGUCGACACAGACCACAUGCCGUCACUGACGCCGUCACUGACACCGUCACUGAUGUGCACCUCGCGAAAAUUGUAACUACGCGUCGAGGUGACGCAGACCACAGGCAGACCGAGACAGCUGUGAUUGGAAGCAACGCAUUUCCGGUUUCCGGUUUGAAGCAGUCGUGAACUUUCAGCGCUCUUUUCUUCGUGUAUGUGUGUUUUUUUUUUUUUUU